Molecule: messenger RNA, 1659 nt
Organism: Desarmillaria tabescens
Lineage: Eukaryota; Fungi; Basidiomycota; Agaricomycetes; Agaricales; Physalacriaceae
Exons: 13
Coding region: 205-1404 (399 amino acids)
Molecular function (GO): 5-methyltetrahydropteroyltriglutamate-homocysteine S-methyltransferase activity; zinc ion binding
Source: RefSeq, a predicted model, not a curated record
GUAGGUACGGCUGCGAGUCCGUAAUCCUCAUGAUUAUAUGUUCCUUGACGCAAUGAAUUCUCCCAAGGCCAUGGCCCAUCAAAUUUACCCUACCCAGGUAGUCGGACUUGGUGAUCAGCUACAGCUUCCGAUUUCCUCAAAUUCGGGGCACCCGUUUCAUUUCCCUCGCUUUAUCUUUCCCUCUUUUACUCGUGCUUAUCAUCUAUGUCGGCGCGCAAGUUGCAUAUUAAGCCUCCCUUUCGUGCAGAGCAUGUUGGGUCAUUAAUUAGGCCCAAAGAGCUUUUCCAGAAACGCCGUCUAAUGGAGAAUCGCGGAUGUUCCCUCGAAGAGCUCGUCAUUGCCGAGGAUGCUGCGGUGCUACACGUCGUGAAGCUCCAGCAAGAUGCGGGUAUUAAGACCCUCACUGAUGGCGAAAUGAGACGAGGGCUUUUCUUCGAAGGUGUAUUUGACAAACUGGAGGGCAUGCAGUAUAUGCCUGAGCGUCCGUUGAGUGAAUUCAAGGAAUACAUACCGCAUAUCGGCAUGAUGAAGGCAGCAGGUACCAUGACUGAUAAGACGAUAUAUUGCUCGGGAAAAAUCAAACGUACACAACCUUUUUACGUUGAUCAGUUCAAAUUCACAAAAAGCAUCGUCCCACCAGAGGAUGUUAAAAAUAUCAAGAUGACUGUAUGCUCUCCCUCGUGGUUUCAUCAGCGACACGGUUCAGACUUUACAUACAAUCUCAACGUGUAUAAAAAUGACGAUGAAUAUUUCGACGAUCUUGGUAUCGCGUACCGUGCUGAAUUUAAGGAACUAUACGAACUAGGAUGCCGUCACAUUCAGAUUGACGACCCUACAUUCUGUUUCUUCUGCAAUGAUGGUGUAAUUAAGAAGAUGAAAGAGAUGGGUGUCGAUCCAGAGACACUGCUCGAUACAUACAUCCGCGCCAUUAAUAUCAUCACUCAAGAUCGCCCGGACGAUCUGGUCAUUAGCGUGCAUAUGUGUCGCGGUAACUUCAUGGGGGCGCAUUUCUGUGACGGUGGUUACGAUCGCAUUGCCAAAAAGGUUUUCAACAACCUUGACGUUGAUACAUUUUACCUCGAAUACGAUAACGAACGAUCCGGUGAUUUUGAGCCGCUGAAAUAUUUUCCCACUAACAAAGCGCUGGUUCUCGGUUUGGUGACCACAAAGACCGGCCAGAUUAUGGAAUCUGUUGAAGAUUUGAAAUCUCGGGUCUACUCAGCUGUAGAUGCCUUGUGUAAAGGAAAUCCAGCGCAGUCAAAGGAAGAUGCUCUGAAUCAGAUUUGCAUCAGUACACAAUGCGGCUUCGCAUCGGUGUGGCAGGGCAACCCCAUUACUGAAGAGGAUCAGACGAAGAAAUUGGAGUUGCUAGUCGAAGCUGCCAAGCAGAUAUGGCCACAAUAAUUUUGGACAAUUUUCCAACAAUUUUCUUUAAAAUUUUAACGUUAUUGGAUACUAGGCGAAGUUCAAUUUUGGACGCGUAACUCUUGGUUUUAUAAAUAGCUUGCAUUGCAAGUUCUUUGCGCAGUUGUCUCGUUGCAGCUCAAGGAGCCCCGAGCGGUCGAGACUGGAUUUUUUGAAGCACUUCGACACAGGGCAAGAAGGUACAGUGGGAGUUCAUCGGCGCUGACAAGCGUUUCUAUGCACGCACAUCGAGUC